GCAUAACCUGUAGGAAAAUACCAGAAUGGAGUUGCCCAAACCUAUUAUUGAACCCAAAUUAGCUCUAAGCCACACCUUUCCAAGCAAUGCAGAUGAACAUGGAACAGGAGAACCCUCUGACACUGCCUAGACACCGACAGUAGCAGUUGAUACCCCGUGGGAUCAACAAAGGUGCCGUGCAUUCAACAUCAAGCAUCCGCUUUGAGUAUGGAGUUGCUCCUGAGGCAGAAGUGGGAAAUGCCGGAUCUGCUUAUACCUUGGCAAGGUCCCUAAACCGCAGGGAAAUGGCCAUAUGCUUCCUCUUGAUGAUGAUCUUUAUUUGGAUGCCAUUUUUCGCUUCAGCUGCGUUACUAACACCCCCUCAGAAUAUUACAAUUCUGUCCACCAAUAUGAAGCACUUUCUCAUUUGGAGCCCAGUUGCUGAGAUUGCGCCUGGCGAGGUUGUAAAAUACUCGGUCGAAUUUCAAGGGGAAUAUGAGAGAGACUAUGCCAACGACAGCUGGAUCCCCAUUGCAGAAUGCACAGAUGUUAGCGUUACUCAGUGUGAUAUCACAGAAGACAUAUCAGCUACCGUGCCAUAUAAUCUGCGUGUUAGAGCAUCUACAGGGACACAGGCCUCUCUCUGGGCCACACUCAACGGCUUCUUCAAUCGUGUCACAACAUCCCUCAUUCCGCCAAUGCUGACUGUCACCACUGAUGGAUAUCACUUGCUAGCAGAAUUAGAACACCUGGGGCCUGCCUUUGAAUUCUGGAUAUUUUACUGGAAGAAGGGCCCAGAAUCUACAGUUUACCACAAAGUGGUGAGAGAAAGCACCACCACUGUGCAUCUGAAAACCAUGGAGGCUGGAGCUGAAUAUUGUGUUAAAGCUCAGACCUUUGUGGAAGCGAUCAACAGGAGCAGCAAUUUCAGCGAGGUGCAGUGCGUGAAAUCAGAAGAUGCCAAAGUCAUACUGUUGACCUUUGCCCCGCUCUUCCUGGUUAUUUUUUUUGUGGCUGUUUUGGUCCUUCCUUUUCUUGCUUGGAAAACCUGUCGGAUCUGCCAGUAUUCCUUCUGCCCAGAUGAGGUCCUUCCAGAUACUUUGAAGCUAACAGCAUCACCUGCUAAGAUACUAAAGGAGAGGGGAGAAGAGAUGGAGAAAUGUGAUGAAUCAGUGCAAGUAUUGCCUUCCGAAGACAUUUUGCUUCAUUUUUGGAUCCAUGAAACUCUUUAAUAUCACCCUGAAGACACUAAUUGCAAACUGAGAUUAACAGUCUUGCUCUCCUUCUUGACCCCUCUUCAGGCACACACAAGGUUUCUACAGAGAAGGACAAAUUGCACAAAGAUGGGAACCAAAAUAUAUAUCGGUAUCAGGGAGAGAUUCCAGCAACCUUACUUGACAGAGAAGUGUAGACUGGUUGUGGGUUGCAAACAGACCAUCUUUACAGCCACUUACUGAAUUACUGUCUAUUUAAUUGAGAUGUAAGGAUCUUGAGCCAAUCCAAUAUUGGAAUAAUAUUGGAAAGAGGUACAAGUCCAAGUCAGUUUUCCAAUUCAUGCUUGCAAGCCAGGAGGAAUAGAGGAAAAUACCGGGAGGUAUUCUGUCUUAAUAGUACAGUAUACUCUCUAAGAAAGCAAGUUGCAUGAAAUGGAUCUUUUUUCAGAUUAUUUAUUACAAUUCUUGUGGGCUUUAGCCACAGGCUCUCAAGUAUUCAGAAAGCAAUGGAGCUCUAAAUGCCACUAUCUUUCCACUGUUAUAGAAAGGCAAUCAGUGAGAGCCCGACACUCAGAAAUUUGGGUUGAGAUUUAGUGGAUCAUUCAAUCAAUUGUUCAAAGAAAGGAUAAAUCAAUCAUUCCUAGGCAUUAUGACCUAUUCUGACCAUUCAUUGUGGUAUAAUUCCACAUAGGACUGCUAAUCAGCUCAUCUAGAUAAGGUUCUGAUUUUUAUGUGAGUUUUAGAAUCAAAUACAGAACUCGUUAACUCAUAGCUGGCUUGCUGGCUGUAUUUUGGAGUAUUUUUUUUUCUUUUUGAGGUUCCUAGAUAGGUAUAUAUUUCCAACUGCCAAAUCUGAGCAAAACAUGGCUGUUUUCCACAAACUGGAAUACUUACUGCAGAACUGGAAUUCAAUGUUUGGAAGCUUUCUAUUCCUGGAUGAGAUUUUAAAUGAAAAAACCUUUUUCUUUGCUUGUGUUUUUUUAACAUGCAAGCACUGAAAUGCUUAAAUGUGUAUUUAAAAUACUGAGUUGAGCUUUUACUUACUUUAUGGCUGUACAUGUGAAUUUUAAGUUCAGUUCACAGACUUGGAGGUUUAAGAUGGGUGUAAACCUUUGUAUAUUUCUUAUAUCAGCCAUACAACAACCAGAUAUCUUGUUGUGUAUCUGUGUUUACAGCCUGGUCACUCCUAAGAUUUGCUAUGGCUGAAAGCAAAUGUAUGGGAAGACAUCAGAUAAUGCAAAAUUAUGACUAUGGGGCUGGAAGGGGAACCAAGCUCUGGCAAAUUCACAUAAGUUGAGUGGCUUGAUUCACAUUUCACACUAAGCCAUAAUGUGAUUUGUUUAGUUUUCAGUUGAAUGCAUUGUGAAAAUCCAGGUGUUGUGAAUUAUAGGUAGCUUAUGCCUUGGCAUGAGGUGAAUUUAUGCAUAAUAUUCAACAACUCUAGCAAAACAAGAUUAUAUAGUGAUAUCUAAGAUCCUGUUAGACUUGCUAAAUGUUUCUCUUAUGUGUCUGCCUGUACCUUUAACAAGUGCACAAAAGGCAGAAUCUUAACCAGCCCAGCAUUUCGUGCCACUGAUUCUGCAGGCAGGAAAAAACUGCACCAGGAAAAUCUUGGUCUGUCAUGCAGCUAUUAAACAACAGUCUUCAUGUAUUUUUUAAAAGAAGGGGAACCUGUUAAAAUAGUUUCAAGGAAGGGGGAAAGUUAGAAAUUUUACCUGAUCUUCCCUCCCCCAUCAAUCAGAUUUUUCUUUCAACCUUACGGCAGUAUGUCUGUCAUUAAGAAAAUGAAAAUGUUAGAAUUGCUAUGAACAUUGCUGCCUGGUUCAAUAGCAAUGGUUUGCAAUAAUAGAACAGAAUCAGAAUAUAUGAUUUAUGAUUCAUGAUUUGAAAGUUAGACCUGAUUUAAAUAUAUACAAAAUAAUCCAUAAGUAAGCAUUUAUUUACAAUGGCAACUUGUAGUAAUGGUAACAUAAAUUUGACUGAAUUGUGCCUUCUUUAUGCUGUAAUUCAUUAUAAUUCAGUAUAUAAGUAUAAUUCAGGCAAAAAAAAUACAUAUAGUCCUCAGCUUAUAACCAGUUGGAAUUUCUGUCACUAAACAAGGCAGUAGUUAAGCAAGCUGCAUUCAAGUUUGCCUUUUUUGAUGCAGUCAUUAAUGGGAAAAUUUGACUUUCCCCAUUGACGUUGCUUGUUGGAAGUGGCUAGGAAGGUCAUAAAUGGCAAUAAUUGUUCCAGGAUGCUACAGUUAUCAUAAAUACAUCAAUACAAAUGCCCAAAUUUUGAUCAUGUAACCACAGGGAUGGUGCAAUGGUUAUAAGUGUGCAGACUUUUUAGUGCUGCUGUAGCUUCAAAUGGUAAUUAAACAAAUGGUCAUAAGUUGAGGACUACUUAUAUAAUGUUGGCUUUAAUUCCAUUAUCAGGAAGAUUCUUGCUGAAUUAAAUAAAAUGCAUUAAGAACAUAUACAAAAACUGAAGUGGCAUUGUCACACCUUUACAUGUCUGAAAUCAAAUAAGCUUCAAUAUCUCAAUACUUUUCUGUUAAAUGCUUCAACUGCUAAUAAUCAAAAAUACUUUCUGGAAAAUCUUUGAUUCAGUAGUUAAAAUUCUUCCUAAUAUUUUUUUUCCUUCCUGA
This is a messenger RNA of Notechis scutatus (mainland tiger snake), 3822 nucleotides long. RefSeq names its product interleukin 20 receptor subunit beta (gene IL20RB). The record is from RefSeq and is a predicted model, not a curated record. Lineage: Eukaryota; Metazoa; Chordata; Lepidosauria; Squamata; Elapidae. Gene Ontology annotation, cellular component: plasma membrane. Gene Ontology annotation, molecular function: cytokine receptor activity; interleukin-20 binding. Gene Ontology annotation, biological process: cytokine-mediated signaling pathway.